ACUGCGCAUGCGCGAUGACGUUGGUCAAUAGUGCGCAUGCGCAGUGCCGCUGUUGUUGACAGUGGCGGCAAGAUGGCGGCUCUCGGAGAUGCUUCAGGCCCGGCGCUGAACGGGUUAAUUCAGCAGUUCACUGCCAUUACUGGAGCCACGGAGAGCGUCGGGAGACACAUGCUGGAGGCGUGUAACAACAACCUGGAGAUGGCCGUCACCAUGUUCCUGGACGGCGGAGGAGUGCCGGAGGAGCCGAGCACCAGUUCCAGUUCCGGUUCGGCCGCGGCGUCUGGAAGCAGAUGCCAUUCAGAAGACGAAGUCCGAGCGCCGAUCCCUCAGAAACAGGAGAUCCUGGUGGAGCCGGAGCCUCUGUUUGGAGUGCCGAAGAGACGGAGACCGGCUCGGUCCAUCUUCGACGGAUUUCGAGAUUUCCAGACGGAAACCAUCAGACAGGAGCAGGAGCUGAGGAACGGAGGAGCGAUGGAUAAAAAACUGAGCACUCUGGCUGAUCUGUUCCGACCCCCGAUCGAGCUCAUGCACAAAGGCAGCUUCGAGACGGCGAAGAACUGCGGUCAGUUGGAGAACAAGUGGUUGAUGAUAAACAUCCAGAACGUUCAGGAUUUCUCCUGUCAGUGUUUAAACCGAGACGUGUGGAGUAACGAGGCGGUGAAAGCCAUCAUCAGAGAACACUUCAUCUUCUGGCAGGUGUACCAUGACAGCGAGGAAGGUCAGCGCUACAUUCAGUUCUACAAACUAAACAAAUUCCCUUACAUCUCCAUCCUGGACCCUCGAACAGGUCAGAAGAUGGUGGAGUGGAAUCAGCUGGACGUUUCCUCGUUUCUGGAGCAAGUGACGGGGUUUUUAAGGGAACACGGCCAGUUAGACGGACUUUCCAGUCAACCUCCAGCCAAACGUGCUCGCUCUGAGAGUUUGAUUGACGCGAGUGAGGACAGUCAGUUGGAGGCAGCUAUCAGAGCGUCUCUACAGGAAACGCACUACGACUCGAAGCAGGAGAAAGCAGAGUCGGAAAACGACUCGGACGCCGAGGCAUUCUCCGAUAGCGAGGGCAUGAUCUCUGUGGACGGAUCAGACGACGAGGAUGGAGGGAAAGACUCAAUAGACGGAAACACAUCGUCAGAACAGGCCCCACCCACUUCCUCAGAUAGUCCCACCCAGAACAGGAAGUCUCCGCACAAAGAGUCAAACCACAGAAAAGAAGAGAGCAAGAAAAACCACGUGGAGCCGCCGCCUCCUCGGCCGAGCCACAAACACGCAGAGUCACAACAACGACGACAACAACAACAACGUCAUCACGACCAAAGUCACAAAAUCACAACAACCCAAAGCACACAGUCUGAAGAUAACGGUCCGAAGGCUCAUCUAAUGCUGAGAUACCCAGAUGGUCGGAGGGAACAGGUAGUGUUGUCCGCUAACGAUAAGCUCAUGGCUCUGGUGAGACACGUUCAGUCCAACGGAUAUCCGAACGAACGCUUCGAACUCGUCACUAACUUCCCAAGGCGGAAGCUGGCUCAUUUGGACUAUGACAUCACGCUACAGGAGGCGGGGCUUUGCCCUCAGGAGACUGUAUUUGUGCAGGAGAGGAACUAACUAACCCCGCCCUCUCCCUUUUGUUCGUUUUCAUACUCGUCCCUCAUCCGUCGUCCUCCACGGAGCCGAAGAGGACCGCGUUCCCUCGAAACGGACCACACGUUCAUAUUUAUUUGUGAAUAUCUCCGCGCAUCCCUGCUCCUUCCGGGUCUUUUUUGGUUUUCCAAACAACGAUCACGGAAUAAUUUUGAGAUAAGAGUUCAGUCAGGUUCAGCCAGGGACUUCGGAUCAGUUAACGAGUGACUUUAAGAGAAAUCAAAUCAUUUAUUUCUGUGAGGAUUUAAACCCUGAACUGUUUCAGAUCUGUUUGUGACAUGCCCUUGUCUGCUUCCCCUUGGUCGAGUCCCCUUGGUCGAGUCCCCUUGGUCGAGUCCCCUUGUGGCCAUAUAAAGUGCUCAAGUGAAGUUCAGCAAAAAAGUAAAUGUGAGCAAUAAACUACGCCACAUAUAUUCCACCAUAUCCUGUCUAAACAUGUUCUUACUCCGAAUCAUCGUCCACGUCGUCUACAUGACGACGACGUGCGAAACAUGUCCUCUGCUGGCUAGUUAACUAGCAUGCUAGCUAAUGAACAAACCAGCUGGUUUCCUUCCAUAGCUAGUUUGCAAAUUAAUCACUUUUUUUGUACAUGGUUAAAAAAACAAUUAAACACAAAUCCGCACUAAAAUAACCUGGUGGUUUUUUGUCGGCGCGCUGAGGGGAAGUCGACGACGGCAUGCGUUCACGCAGCUCCCGUACCUCGGUGACGGACUGAGCUGGAUCGGAUCUUCAGACUUCCGAGGAAUGGUUAAAAACUUGGAAUGGUCAGCACGGAGCAGUGAUGGUGUGGGACGUUACAUUUAUAGUGAAAUUUCUGUCUCUUUUUUUAUAUGCUGCAUCAUUUCCACAAAAAAUGUUGAUUCUCAAAUAUAACCGAAAAAAAGGAA
Messenger RNA from Ictalurus punctatus (channel catfish), 2522 nucleotides. RefSeq names its product UBX domain protein 7 (gene ubxn7). Gene Ontology annotation, biological process: proteasome-mediated ubiquitin-dependent protein catabolic process. NCBI's taxonomy places the organism in Eukaryota, Metazoa, Chordata, Actinopteri, Siluriformes, Ictaluridae. Gene Ontology annotation, cellular component: nucleus. The transcript has 11 exons. Gene Ontology annotation, molecular function: ubiquitin binding. The record is from RefSeq and is a predicted model, not a curated record. The coding region runs from base 37 to 1599 and encodes 520 amino acids.